Balearica regulorum gibbericeps (East African grey crowned-crane) is the source of this 189-nucleotide messenger RNA. RefSeq names its product complement C1q C chain (gene C1QC). Gene Ontology annotation, molecular function: protein binding. The record is from RefSeq and is a predicted model, not a curated record. NCBI's taxonomy places the organism in Eukaryota, Metazoa, Chordata, Aves, Gruiformes, Gruidae.
AUGGGGCAGAGCUUCUGGGAGCAGCUUCAUCUGGUCCUCGCCCUCCUACUCCUGAUUCAGGGGUCUGCUGUGACUGGAGAUGCCCCCAAAAGCUGCUAUGGGGUUCCAGGCCUGCCAGGCAUGCCGGGUGUGCCAGGCAAGGAUGGCCGGGAUGGGCUGAAGGGAGCCAAAGGCGAGCCAGGUGAGUGA